Molecule: messenger RNA, 730 nt
Organism: Cicer arietinum (chickpea)
Lineage: Eukaryota; Viridiplantae; Streptophyta; Magnoliopsida; Fabales; Fabaceae
Product: protein RALF-like 19
Biological process (GO): calcium-mediated signaling
Cellular component (GO): plasmodesma
Source: RefSeq, a predicted model, not a curated record
AGCACAACUUCUAUUUCUAAACUCUCCUUUUUUUUUUAUCACAACUAAAUUAAACUAAUCAAUUUUGCCAACUUUUUUCCACCAAAAUCCAACUUUUCCCUUCCUAAGGAAAAAAAAGACAAUUUAAAAGAUUAAGUCUCUCUUCAUUUCAUUUCAUUCCAUUCCAUUCCAAGCCCAUCUAAAAAAAUGGAAUCAAAAAGGGGGCUUGUUUUUCUCAUCUUAGCCUUGACAUUGGCAUUGGCAAUAGUAACCGAAGCAUCUAAAAUUCAUGAUUUUUCACCACUUGUGACAAAUGAUGAAAAUGGUCUAAUUGAAGAUGAUAAUGAAUUUUUGAUGAGUUCUGAAGCAAGUCAUAGAAUACUUGCUGGACGUGGAAGGUACAUUAGUUAUGGUGCCCUUAGAGCCAACCAAGUCCCAUGUGGUAAGCGUGGACGUUCCUAUUACAAUUGUCAGAAGAGGGGUAAGGCUAAUCCAUAUCGUCGUGGUUGUAGUGUCAUUACACAUUGUGCAAGAGACACUAGUUAAAUUCAUCAACUGAAUACUUACAACUUUGUAUUGGAAUUCUUCAAUAAACUUAUUGCUUCUGGAAAUUUCUUCUGUUACAAUAAGGAUUCCACGAAAUAUUAAUAAUGUAAGGUCGGAACAACUUGGUCUAUUUUAUUUUGGUUCAUGCAACUUGUUCUAUUUCUAUGUCUAUCUAUUAAUCUAACAUGUUUUAUAUUCCUUAAAA